GCCCAUGACCUGCCGCUGAAAACAGCCACCGCCGCCACCAGCAGCCCAAACCUCACAAGGUGGGAAGGCUCUGUGCCGUCCUCGCCACGCGCCGUAGGUCAGGCUCCUACCCUCGCCUCGCUUCCCACCCGCACCGAGAUGGCGGACCCAGCCGAAUGCAGCAUCAAAGUGAUGUGCCGAUUCCGGCCACUCAACGAGGCGGAGAUUCUCCGCGGGGACAAAUUCAUCUCCAAAUUCAAAGGCGAGGACACGGUGAUGAUUGGGCAAGGAAAGCCGUAUGUCUUUGAUAGAGUGUUUCCUUCCAAUACAACCCAGGAACAAGUCUAUAACGCUUGUGCCAAGCAGAUUGUUAAAGAUGUUCUUGAGGGUUACAAUGGUACAAUUUUUGCUUAUGGUCAAACAUCUUCAGGAAAAACGCAUACCAUGGAGGGGAAGUUACAUGACCCACAGCUAAUGGGAAUAAUUCCAAGAAUUGCGCAUGACAUCUUUGAUCACAUCUAUUCCAUGGAUGAAAACCUAGAAUUUCACAUAAAGGUUUCCUACUUUGAGAUUUACUUGGACAAAAUAAGGGAUUUGCUGGAUGUUUCAAAGACAAACCUUGCAGUUCAUGAAGAUAAGAACAGAGUUCCAUAUGUUAAGGGCUGUACAGAAAGGUUUGUCUCUAGUCCAGAAGAAGUUAUGGAUGUCAUUGAUGAAGGGAAAACAAACCGCCAUGUAGCUGUUACAAACAUGAAUGAACACAGUUCUAGAAGUCAUAGUAUCUUCCUAAUUAAUAUCAAACAAGAGAAUGUGGAAACUGAAAAAAAACUCAGUGGAAAACUUUAUCUGGUAGAUUUGGCUGGGAGUGAAAAGGUCAGCAAAACUGGGGCAGAGGGUUCUGUUCUUGAUGAAGCUAAAAAUAUUAACAAGUCUUUGUCUGCUUUGGGCAAUGUGAUCUCAGCACUGGCAGAAGGAACUAAAACACAUGUCCCAUAUCGAGACAGCAAAAUGACCCGAAUUCUUCAGGACUCCUUAGGUGGAAAUUGUAGAACCACCAUUGUCAUCUGCUGUUCCCCAUCCAUCUUCAAUGAAGCAGAAACGAAGUCAACUCUAAUGUUUGGGCAAAGAGCUAAGACCAUUAAGAAUACAGUCUCUGUGAAUCUUGAGCUGACUGCUGAAGAAUGGAAGAAAAAAUAUGAGAAGGAGAAAGAAAAAAACAAGACAUUGAAGAAUGUUAUCCAGCAUCUGGAGAUGGAACUGAACAGGUGGAGAAAUGGAGAGGCUGUUCCUGAGGAUGAACAGAUCAGUGCUAAGGACCAAAAGAACUUGGAGCCAUGUGACAAUACACCCAUCAUUGAUAAUAUUGCACCUGCUGUUGCCAGUAUCACAACUGAGGAAAAGAGGAAAUAUGAUGAAGAGAUUACUAGUCUCUACAGACAGUUGGAUGAUAAGGAUGAUGAAAUUAAUCAACAGAGUCAGCUAGCUGAGAAACUAAAGCAGCAGAUGCUGGAUCAAGAUGAGCUCUUGGCUUCCACUAGGAGAGAUUAUGAGAAGAUCCAAGAGGAACUCACUCGUCUUCAGAUUGAAAAUGAGGCUGCAAAAGAGGAAGUGAAAGAAGUCCUUCAGGCUCUUGAGGAAUUGGCUGUUAAUUAUGACCAAAAGUCUCAAGAAGUGGAGGACAAGAUGAGAGCUAAUGAACAGCUGGCUGAUGAACUUGCACAGAAAACAUCUGCGCUGACAACUACACAGAGAGAGUUGGGACAGUUACAAGAAUUCAGUAACCAUCAGAAGAAAAGAGCUACUGAGAUCUUGAAUUUACUGCUUAAGGAUCUGGGAGAGAUUGGAGGAAUUAUUGGUACUAAUGAUGUUAAAACAUUAGCAGAUGUGAAUGGAGCGAUUGAGGAGGAAUUCACCAUGGCACGGCUCUACAUCAGUAAGAUGAAGUCGGAGGUGAAAUCCUUGGUGAACCGCAGCAAGCAGCUGGAGAGUGCCCAGAUAGACUCCAACAGGAAGAUGAAUGCCAGUGAGAGGGAACUUGCUGCCUGUCAGCUCCUCAUCUCUCAGCAUGAAGCAAAGAUCAAGUCUCUCACAGAUUACAUGCAGAAUAUGGAGCAGAAGCGAAGGCAGCUGGAAGAGUCACAAGAUUCACUUAACGAAGAGUUGGCCAAAUUACGCGCUCAAGAAAAAAUGCAUGAAGUCAGUUUCAAAGAUAAAGAGAAGGAACAUUUAACCUUGCUGCAGGAUGCAGAAGAAAUGAAGAAGACACUGGAGCAGCAGAUGGAGAGUCACAGGGAAGCUCACCAGAAGCAGCUGUCUAGGCUGCGAGAUGAGAUUGAAGAGAAGCAGAAAAUAAUUGAUGAAAUCAGAGAUAUGAAUCAGAAGCUGCAGCUGGAACAAGAAAAAUUAAGUUUGGACUAUGAAAAAUUGAAAGUAGAAGAUCAAGAACGGGAAAAGAAGCUUGAAAAGCUCAUAUUGCUUAAUGAUAAAAGGGAACAAGCAAGAGAAGAUCUUAAGGGAUUGGAAGAAACUGUGGCUAGAGAACUUCAGACCCUCCAUAACUUACGCAAACUCUUUGUUCAAGACCUCACCACUAGAGUAAAAAAAAGUGUUGAACUGGACAGUGAUGAUGGAGGUGGAAGUGCUGCUCAAAAGCAGAAAAUUUCCUUUCUGGAAAACAACCUGGAACAACUUACAAAGGUUCACAAACAGCUGGUGCGCGAUAAUGCAGAUCUUCGUUGUGAGCUUCCUAAGCUGGAGAAACGACUUCGAGCUACAGCAGAGAGAGUUAAGGCCUUGGAGAGUGCGCUGAAGGAAGCCAAGGAGAAUGCCAUGCGGGACCGGAAGCGAUACCAGCAGGAGGUAGAUCGCAUCAAAGAGGCGGUGAGAGCCAAGAACAUGGCAAGGAGAGCACACUCUGCUCAGAUUGCUAAGCCUAUACGUCCUGGUCAUUAUCCAGCAUCUUCUCCAACAGCCAUUCAUGCCAUUCGAGGAGGAGGAUAUUACCAGAACAUGAAAUAAACACUAGAAAAAGCAGGUUCCACUUCACACGUGAAAAGUCAUCAGCAGUUCACUAGUUCCUUUCGCUUUUGGACUGGAUCUGUACUUUUGUUCAUUGUACACAUUCUAUAGCCAUCUGCUGUGCACUGGUAUCAACUAUUUUUCUGCUUUGUAGAAUCUCUAUGUGUACAGAAGUGUGUCCAACCUGGCUUUUCUUCUGAAACCAUGUACACACCUAAGCUAACAAUAGGAGUCUGCUGCUCAAUCUCUAUCACUGACUGACUGCAUUAGACCCUGUUGUGCCAGUUAAGUUGAGGCUUUUAUGCUGGCACUGAUGCUUUUUUUGUUCCGUUUCAAGUACUUUGGUGCAUCGCUAAAAUCCUGGUACCU
Molecule: messenger RNA, 3366 nt
Organism: Rhineura floridana
Lineage: Eukaryota; Metazoa; Chordata; Lepidosauria; Squamata; Rhineuridae
Gene: KIF5C
Product: kinesin family member 5C
Exons: 26
Coding region: 139-2997 (952 amino acids)
Biological process (GO): microtubule-based movement
Molecular function (GO): microtubule motor activity; ATP binding; microtubule binding
Source: RefSeq, a predicted model, not a curated record